Messenger RNA from Penicillium verhagenii, 1284 nucleotides. Its product is annotated as HSP70/90 family co-chaperone CNS1. The transcript has 3 exons. Gene Ontology annotation, biological process: protein folding. The record is from RefSeq and is a predicted model, not a curated record. NCBI's taxonomy places the organism in Eukaryota, Fungi, Ascomycota, Eurotiomycetes, Eurotiales, Aspergillaceae. Bases 1 to 1284 code for a protein of 427 amino acids. Gene Ontology annotation, molecular function: Hsp90 protein binding.
AUGUCACGUAUCGAAGAGCUCCCGGAUGACUUCGAUGAGUCGCUCAAUCUCAACGAGGUGCCCACUGCGGCUCCUCCGAGCGUACCCCAGCCUGGGUUCAACGCAUUUGCCCCCUCCAACGAAGUGCCGUUCCCUAUCAAUGAGGAGCGCCUGAAAGCAGCAAAGACAGAUCCCUCUGCUCCUGAUAUGCCACCAGCAAUGGCGUCAAUCAAGUCGCAUACAUCCGACGAGCUGAUGGAUAUGAUGAACAAAACCCCGUUGUUCAUGACUGAUAUUGAGAAUGCGGGUGACGAGAAUGGUGAUAACGCUAUGCUGGACGCGCUUACGGCAUUGCAAAAUGAGGGUACUCGGGGUGAGGUUGCUCAGAGUUUCAAGGAACAGGGAAAUGAAGCUGUUCAAGAGAAACGGUGGAUUGACGCCAAGGAGAUGUACACGAAGGCUAUUGCAGUCAUCGCUGCCAAGGAAGAUAAAUGGGAAAAGCCCGAAGACAUUGCUGUGGAGAAGAAAUUGCUUCUUAAGAUGGAGGAGCUGUCGCAUAUCAACCGAGCUUUGUGUAACCUGGAACUAGGAAACUACCGUGCUUGCAUCCUCGAUGGCGCCGCUACGAUUAAGUUGAACCCUGCGAACGUCAAGGCCUAUUACCGUUCUUCCAUGGCCCUGUUGAAGUUGGAGAAGCUUGACGAAGCUGAAGAUUCCGCGAAACGAGGAUUGGCCAUUGACUCCGAGAACAAGUCACUGCAGACUGCCGCCACUAAGAUUGCUGAGCGCAAGGCAAAUCUGGCACGGGCUGCCGCCCGAAAGAAGGCCGAAGCUGAGCUUCUGCGCAAGCAAAACCUAGUUCUUAGCACUGCUCUUCGUGCCCGUGAGAUCAGAACCCGCAAAACUGACCAACCGCCUGAGAUGGAGGAUGCGAAGAUUCGACUGGUUCCCGACCCACUAUCGCCCGAGAGUUCUGUCGAGUUCCCUGCAGUUUUCCUGUACCCCAUGGAUGCCCAAUCGGACUUUAUCAAGAGCUUUUCGGAACUGCACUGCAUUGCGGACCAUUUGGAAUACAUGUUCCCCUUGCCGUGGGAUACGAAGAAGGAAUACACCAUUCCCAAUGUUGAGUGCUUCAUGCAGACCGUCUCAGGUGGUCUGAUCAAGGCAGGCAAGAAGCUGCCCCUGCUGCAGAUCUUGACUGGUGGAAAGGUCGAGGUUGUGGAUGAGAUGGUUCGUAUCUUCAUCGUGCCAACCAGCAAGACUGGAGCUUUCAUUGCGGAAAUGAAGGCUCGGAAGACCGGUUGA